This is a messenger RNA of Coccomyxa subellipsoidea C-169, 1309 nucleotides long. RefSeq lists its product as hypothetical. The record is from RefSeq and is a predicted model, not a curated record. The transcript is spliced from 4 exons. Bases 111 to 602 code for a protein of 163 amino acids. Lineage: Eukaryota; Viridiplantae; Chlorophyta; Trebouxiophyceae; Coccomyxaceae.
CUUGUAGUGUAUAUAUUGCAUAGUGUAGUGCGAAUUAUGGGCUCAAAAUAAGGCUGGAUCUGUGAGUACAGUUUGAAAAAAAGUUUUUCAGGGAUAGUGUUCACAACACCAUGCCACCCACAGAGCCGUCGCAUCAGGAUGGGCACAACGCCUUAUCGGCAUUGCAAGACUCUGUGUAUGGCACUAGGACACACACGCAGGGCGCUAGAUAUCAGAUUCCCAGGAAAGUUCCCCUGAGGAUCGAGCCCAAGACCUACUUUGCUAAUGAGAGGACGUUCCUGGGGUGGCUCAGUAUGGCAGUGACCAUUGGCAGCGUCUCAGCAGCUCUUGUGGGUUUCACAGCGUCAGAGGAGAAAGGGAGCUCAGGACCAAUCACUCAGAACACAACCAACCUCAUCACCGUCCUCCUGCUGCCAGUCUCCAUCCUGAUGGUCGGCUAUGCUCUCACCACCUUCUACAUGCGCAGCGUGUACCUGGGCAGGAAACAGAUGGGCUUCUAUUUGGACUGGAUAGGCCCCACUGUGCUGUGCGCGCUAGUGAUGACCGUGCUGACGACCAUCAUGGUUGUGGCCUUCGUCCAAAUAUUGUCAUACCAGGGAUGAGUGUUGCCCGGCACGCCUGCCGGACAGUUGCAGUAUUGCACCAAGCAGGAUCAAUGCACAAAUUUGUGCACUGCUCAAGGCUUGCAGGGGAUGAGCUCAGCAUUGGGAGAAUUAGAGUGCUGAAAAUGCACGAGAGACAGUUGUAGGGGCUGGAGAGCUUAUAUAAUGAACACUCCUUGAAAGAGCUUUUGACGCUGAGACUAACUUGAAGGUGCUAUAUAGUAUUCUUUUGGACUAAGAACAAUUGAACGAUGGGUUUCCAGAUUCAUGACCCUGCCAUGCUCUUAUAUUACCAGAGACAAGGUUGUGUUGCCGCACAGAUUGUGUUGACCACUUUCUGGGGAUCAAAAGUCAAGAGCGGCGUUGACUGAACAUUUGGUAGGCAUAAGUAUGCAAAGUUACUGUAUGGCUAGUGACGUCAUCUGUUAUGUUGCCUGAAAGGAUUGCUGGCAGGAGAGGCCUUGCAUGCAUGGUGGCUGAAUUGACUCUGAUCAGUGAAUACCGUAUGUGACAGCGAUGCAAUUUUCUUUCUAUGUCCUUGAAGCUAUUUGGGCACUCACAUAUGUUUGUGCCCCAGUGGCCAAUCGGACUACAUAGUGGCUUGCCCCAAUGACACCUGUGCACAGGUAGAAGCAACAUUUUGCCGGUGAUAUAAGAGUGCAAGGACGAGUGUUUUUCCUUUACAUUGUAAUCUACCAUUCUACUUC